CACCGCAGUCCGUUUCUCUUUAUCGUUUUGCUUCAGUCGUGUGCCAGGUGCCGUUCGGAAGUGGAAUACUCGUGCGAAUCGUUUCAUUCAGGGAAUCAAGCGUGUGCUUCCCUUUACAAGCGCUUCUGCCAAUCGAUCAUCUAAUUGCCACUUUAGCCUGCAAUUCGCUUGAUACCGAGUAACCGAUCAAAAGAUGGCCCCGAACGCAGCAGCCGUAGCCCCCAAACCGGAGCAGGAGUCAGCCGUCGGUAUUAAUGCUGUUCUGUUGGGACCACCCGGCUCGGGCAAGGGAACGCAGGCACCUCUGCUGAAGGAAAAGUUUUGCGUGUGCCACCUGUCGACCGGGGACAUGCUGCGGGCGGAAAUUGCCGCCGGCUCGAAACUGGGCGCCCAACUCAAAAAGGUCAUGGACGAGGGCAAACUGGUGUCCGACGAUCUGGUAGUUGACAUGAUCGACUCCAACUUGGACAAACCGGAGUGCAGGAAUGGAUUCCUUCUGGAUGGGUUCCCGCGCACAGUGGUCCAAGCGGAAAAACUUGACGACCUGCUGGAGAAACGCAAAACCGGAUUGGACGCCGUGGUGGAGUUUGGAAUCGAUGAUAGUCUGCUGGUCCGACGUAUUACCGGUCGCCUCAUCCACCAGGCUAGUGGUCGGUCAUAUCACGAAGAGUUCGCCCCACCUAAGGUCCCAAUGACGGACGAUGUGACUGGGGAGCCUCUGAUGCGUCGCAGUGAUGAUAACGCCACAGCACUUGUGAAACGCCUCGACGCAUAUCACAAACAGACGAAACCUCUGGCCGAUUAUUAUGCCCUGCGCGGACUGCACUUCAAGGUUGACGCGGCGCAAAGUGCAUCGCGAGUAUUCGAAAACAUUGACAGUAUCUUCGUCGGUCAGCGGAAAUCGCGAUUGGGACUUUAAAGAAGGAUUAAUCACGCAUUUAAGGUCAAGGUCAGUUUUUGUUUCGCGUUAGGAUUUGUGAUUUUCUGUUUUAUCAUGCCACCUGAUAUAUGUGUAACCGACGAAAUAUCCACAACAACCAUCGAACUACCUUAACUAUUAUUAUUGCUAGGACAGUGGAGAUCGCAUUUAAAGUAGGGUACAAGCGAAAAUUUAUUUUCUGCUUUAUAAUGACUCUUGAAUAGGGUUCCAUCUUGAACCUUCUGUUGUACUUUCCUAGGAUUUAUUAUAAUAACGAUUGUAAAUCAUUCCUACUAUCACAAUUUAGGAAUCAAUUAUCGAUGACGCUAUCAAAAGUAAGUAAACAAAGUUAAACUCUAUUUAAGAAAACCUGCCUGGUUUAGUAUUUUAAAGAAAAAUAAAGUCAACAAUUGUCCAGGAACAAAAAAACAUUGUCCAUUGACGAUGGCAAUUGUAGACCAACAUUUGAAAAGGGCGUAACAUCCAAAAUGUAUGAUUUUUCUUUUGAUUUCUCGUAUACAUACAAAGCUAUAUACAUAGACAAAAAACCGGACAGAUUAAAGGGCUGUUACGCCCAUUUUAAAUGUUGGUCUAGAAUUAUCAAUGGGUGUAGACAAGAACAGAAUAGAAAUGACCCUUGCUGGUACAAGUGAGCCAAGCGAUCUCAAACAACGACAACUGUGGCUCUGCAAUAACUAAUUAUUGAACAGUUAAAUGUUGAACAGGUGGAGCGUAAGUGAUUAAAAAGGGAUAUACAUACAUAGUUGA
Molecule: messenger RNA, 1687 nt
Organism: Armigeres subalbatus
Lineage: Eukaryota; Metazoa; Arthropoda; Insecta; Diptera; Culicidae
Gene: Ak2
Product: adenylate kinase
Exons: 3
Coding region: 194-919 (241 amino acids)
Biological process (GO): ADP biosynthetic process
Cellular component (GO): cytoplasm; mitochondrion
Molecular function (GO): AMP kinase activity; ATP binding
Source: RefSeq, a predicted model, not a curated record